UAAACCAUGGGCCCCAUACUAUUGUUUCACGUGUAUGGGAUCAGACCCGCACCUGAUUUUAAGCGAAACAAAACUCGAACAAGUUGGAUGUAAAACGACAAGGUAGAUUAUUAACAUGGAAGAUAUUUCGUGGAAACUUCUUCUCUUUUGCCUGACCUGAAAAGACAGUUAAGGGUUGACCCGUGGACUUACUCACCACCCAUGGUUUUGGCUUCAGUUUCUUAUCUUAUUCUUUAUCAUUCACAAUCACUCAACAGUUCGCACUCUUAUCAAUUCCGAUGAUCAUUCACGCUUUCUUAAUCUUCUCCAUUCUCGUUUCUGCCGCCGUAGCAGGAGAAGGAGCAACGAGUACGUACGUUCCCACCGAUGUCUUUUUCUUUAACUGCGGCGAAACAUCUGACCAGGUGGACAUAAGUGGCCGUAACUGGAAAGCGGAGGAACGGAAAAUACUUCCGUCAAAUGCAGCCGACGCAUCGUUUCCUUCACGUGCAUCAUUCCAAGGAUCGGGAGUUUCUCAGGUUCCGUACAUGACUGCUCGGAUUUUCCGACAUGAUUUCACUUACGGUUUUCCUGUCUCCCCCGGCUGGAAGUUCCUCCGUUUAUACUUUUACCCGACACGUUACGGUUCCGACUUCGACCUUGCAGUAAACUCCUACUUCUCCGUCACCGUCAACGGUUUUACUCUCUUGAAGAACUUCAGCGCCGAUUUAACGGCAAAGGCUUCUAAUGACGCGUUCACGAUUAAAGAAUUCAUCGUUCCUGUUUCGACUGGACACACAAUACUAAAUCUAACGUUCACCCCGUCUUUAAACAUGUUAGCUUUCGUUAACGGCAUCGAGAUUGUCUCGUUGCCUGAUCAGUUUUACUCAAAUGGAGGAUUCGACGGCAAGAUAACACCUGUCGGUAUCCCGGACUUCGGGAUAGACAAUCGAACAGCUUUCGAGACUGUUCACAGGCUUAACACUGGCGGACAAAUGAUCGAUGGCGUAAACGACACGGGAAUGUUCCGGCAGUGGCUUGCUGAUGAAGAGUAUCUACUCAGUGUAAAUUCGGGAGCCGUGCCGAACAUCACAGAUCUGAAGAUCAACUACACGGAGAAUACUCCGGUGUAUGUUGCGCCGGAAGACGUGUACUCGACGUGUCGUACUAUGGGUAACUUCGAUAACCCUAGGCUGAACCUGAACUUCAAUCUGACGUGGCUUUUCCCAGUAGACGCGGGGUUUAACUACCUCGUCAGGCUUCAUUUUUGUGAGACUCUACGGGAAGUUAACGGACCGGGCCAACGUGUCUUCACCAUCUUCAUCGGAAAUAAGGUUGCAAAGUUUGACAUGGAUGUCAUUCAGCUGAGCGGUGGUUCUCUCAUUCCGGUGUAUCUAGACUUUGGUGUAUUUGUUGGUUUGGAAAGUGGGCCGAGAACUGAUCUACGACUUGACUUGCAUCCUUACACGGACGUUACUCCAAAGUUUUACGAUGCUAUUCUCAAUGGUGUAGAGAUUCUCAAACUUAGUUUCCCUGACGGAAAUCUCGCUGGACCUAAUCCUAAUCCUAAUCCUACGUCAGGUGUUACACCAAACUCUGUAAAGCAGGAUAUACAAAAAGGCAAAGGCAAGUCACACGUUUUGGUAAUAAUACUCGUAACUGUUGGAUUUGCAAUUGUGCUAGCAAUGUUUGUUGUUGUUCUUGUCAUCGUAAUGAAGAGGAGGAAGAAUAAAAAGAAGGUUACUAUAGAUACCAAGAGCAAGCCUACAGACUCGUGGACUACUCUUCCGCUUGUUGCCGGGUCAUCAUCGCAUACCAGAUCGACUACAUCUCUUCCAUCCGAUCUCUGCCGUCGGUUCUCCAUCCUCGAGAUCAAAUCCGCCACAAACAAUUUCGAGAAAAAACUGAUAGUUGGAGUAGGCGGGUUUGGUCCUGUCUACAAAGGAAGAAUCGACGGUGGAGCCACGCUUGUGGCAGUUAAACGGUUAGAUAUUUCAUCCAACCAAGGCGUUAAUGAGUUCGAAGCAGAGCUCAAGAUGCUCUCAAUGCUCCGUCAUAUACAUCUCGUUUCCUUAGUCGGAUAUUGCGACGAUGAGAACGAGAUGGUUCUUGUCUACGAGUAUAUGCCACAUGGCACGCUUAGAGACCAUCUCUACAAGAGAAACAAGGUUUUUGAUCCUCCAUUGUCGUGGAAACGGAGGCUAGAGAUUUGCAUCGGUGCGGCUCGUGGACUACAGUAUCUCCACACAGGAGCGAAGGAGAUGAUCAUUCAUAGAGACAUCAAAACCACAAACAUACUUCUUGAUGAUAACUACGUAGCUAAGGUCUCUGACUUUGGGUUAUCAAAAGUGGGUCUUACAAGCUCAUCUCAAACGCACGUCUCGACGGUCGUUAAAGGAUCGUUUGGUUACCUCGACCCUGAGUACUAUCGCCGUCAAGCCUUGACGGAAAAAUCUGACGUGUACUCCUUUGGAGUUGUUCUGUUCGAAGUCUUGUGUUGUAGACCGGUCAAGCUCGAAAACGUUACACGGGAGGAAACAGAUUUGAUUCGAUGGGUGAAGUCGAAUUACAAAAAAGGAACCGUUGAUCAGAUCGUUGACGAAGAUCUAACGACUGAGAUUACUCCGCUAUCACUGGAGAAAUUCUGUGAGAUCGCUGUGCGAUGUGUUCAAGACCGUGGUAUCGAACGUCCAUCCAUGAACGACGUCGUUUGGGCGCUUGAGUUUGCUCUUCAGCUUCACGAGGCUGCUAAGAGUAAGAAUGCCGUGGACUCUCUUUAUCUCCCGAGACGUGACGAGGUUGGUUUGACGACGGACGGAGACAAUGACUUGUUUAGUAAGACUACGGGACGCAUGUCAAAAUCUGUGACGAGCGAUGAUGAUUCUGCUCGUCUUGCUGGCCAUGAGAAGAGCGGAUCGAGUUGGGGAGUAUUUUCUGAGAUACAUGACCCCAAAGCACGGUAACUUGUUGAAUAUGUAAUAAUGUAUAUAAUUGUUGAAAAAAACAUAAUAUUUUAAGUUUUUUUUGUGUACUAUAUUUUCUGUUAUGAAUCAUUGUAGUCGAAUAAUGUAUAAUGUACAAUGUAUUUACAGAAAAAAAAAUAACUAAAGUUUAAAUAAUU
This is a messenger RNA of Raphanus sativus (radish), 3100 nucleotides long. RefSeq names its product putative receptor-like protein kinase At5g39000. The coding region runs from base 279 to 2942 and encodes 887 amino acids. The record is from RefSeq and is a predicted model, not a curated record. Gene Ontology annotation, molecular function: protein kinase activity; ATP binding. NCBI's taxonomy places the organism in Eukaryota, Viridiplantae, Streptophyta, Magnoliopsida, Brassicales, Brassicaceae. Gene Ontology annotation, biological process: protein phosphorylation. The transcript has a single exon.